Messenger RNA from Striga asiatica, 516 nucleotides. NCBI's taxonomy places the organism in Eukaryota, Viridiplantae, Streptophyta, Magnoliopsida, Lamiales, Orobanchaceae. The record is from the annotation of a GenBank genome assembly.
AUGGAAAAUAUUAAACAUAUAAGUAAUGAUGAAGGUGAGCGGGAGAAGGUUAAAAUGAGCAGUAAAGAUAAAGAUGAAGAACAAGGUGAGGACGAAGAUAUGAGUAGCCGUAAACAUAAGGAUGAGAUUUGCACAGCUAAGGUGCAUUUAGAUAAGUUUGAUGAUGAGAAUGCAUCCAUCAGGAAGCAAGAAAAGUCUAAGGUUGUGGCUACAUAUAUUGCCCUACAAGUUAGAUGUGGAAUGCCAAGGUUAGAAAUGGUAACGGACAAAGAGUUCUUCAGUCCAACGCUGAAAAAUGUUCUUACCUCCCUCACUUCACAUGAAAAGCCUACAACAAUUGCAUCUUCGGAAUCAACAGACAAAAAACGCAUCAGCUUCGACAAUCAACAAUCUUCCACCCCAGAAAGCAGCAUCCCAUUUACCCAGAUUCCUGAAUCAUCCACCCAACAAACUCAUCAAACCAGUACAAUAUGUGAUGCAAGCCCGACAAAGAAAAGUCGUCCAAAAAUGGAUUAG